UAAAAGAUUUGGGUGGUAAUCGAGUACUAAGUGAUUUGACGUUUGAUUUACGUUGCCGUGUAGUUGUAGCUGUUGUCCACGCGUCAAUCUCAAAGCGGUGGAGAACCGGCCACGUCAACUCCCGCCACAGCUCAAAUUUAAUUACCGGAAAUAUCCUCCGAAUGUCCUGGUCCCAUCUCGUUCCCGCCAUGGACAGACGGGCGGCACUGGAUAUUUGUAUCAGUCCGAGGGAAGGGUAGGAUAGUAAUUAAAGUUUUUGUUUUGUGACGGUCGGUUUGUCUACCUCUUUAGUUUGCCCCAAAAAGCUGCCGCUGCCGGUUCGCUCUGCAACUCUCGCUUCAGUUUUUUAUUUACUCUUGGAUUCAUAAUCCCUAACACCGCCUUUGCUAGUUUGGGUUUCCCAUUUCUCAGUCAAAACCCUGGUUCCCAGGGUUCUUUGUCUUCUUCUUCGUGUUGUACUGUGUCUAAUCACCCCCAAAGAAUGGCCCCGCGGACGAGACGAAACGCGUUCCCUAAAGUGGUGAUCGAGAGAGACUCGGAGUCGGAGCAGAGCUCAUCCUCCUCCGAUGACGACGACGACAAUGGAGAAGAGCCGCUAUCAGACUCGGAAGGAGAAGAAGUAGUGGCGGCGGCGGCGGCGGGGAGUGGGAAGGAAGAGAAAAUGGAGGAGGAAGAUGCAGCUGUUAAGAAGAAAGGAAAGGCACCCAUUACCAUUAGUCUGAAGAAAGUGUGCAAAGUUUGCAAGAAGCCGGGUCAUGAAGCAGGGUUUAAAGGAGCCACGUACGUUGAUUGCCCGAUGAAACCCUGUUUCCUCUGUAAAAUGCCUGGGCAUACUACAAUGUCUUGCCCGCAUAGGGUGGCCACUGAGCAUGGAGUCAUUCCAGCACCCCUUAGAAGUACCCAUAGCCCGUUGGAAUAUGUUUUCCAGCGCCAGCUCAGGCCAAAGAUUCCUCCUAUUAAGCCUGCACAUGUUAUACCAAAUCAAGUAUGUUGUGCAGUUAUCAGAUAUCAUAGCAGGCGGGUGACAUGUUUGGAGUUUCAUCCUACCAAAAACAAUAUUCUUUUAUCAGGGGACAAGAAAGGACAAGUUGGAAUCUGGGACUUUGAGAAGGUGCAUGAGAAGAUGGUGUAUGGAAAUAUACACACUUGCAUUGUCAAUAACAUGAGGUUCAAUCCUGUGAAUGAUGGUACUAUAUACGCUGCAUCCUCUGAUGGAACCAUAAGCUGCAUUGACUUGGAGACUGGUCUUUCAUCAUCUCUGAUGAACCUCAACCCGGAUGGUUGGCAGGGUCCCAACACUUGGAGAAUGCUUUAUGGCAUGGAUAUCAACUCAGAGAAAAGUGUUGUGCUUGUUGCUGAUAACUUUGGUUUUCUGUAUAUGGUUGAUACACGGUCGAACCACAAAACUGGGGAUGCCAUUAUGGUCCACAAAAAGGGCAGCAAAGUAGUUGGCCUGCAUUGCAAUCCUGUUCACCCAGAGCUUCUUUUGAGCUGUGGCAAUGAUCAUUUUGCUCGCAUAUGGGACAUGCGUAGACUAGAAGCUAGAUCUGCUCUUCAUGAGCUUCCGCACAAGCGAGUGGUCAAUUCUGCAUAUUUCUCCCCUCUCACUGGCUGCAAAAUUCUGACCACUGCACAAGACAACCGCCUUCGUGUGUGGGACUCCAUCUUUGGAGACCUCGACUCUCCAAGCCGAGAAAUUGUGCACAGCCAUGACUUCAACAGGCACCUCACUCCAUUUCGAGGAGAGUGGGAUCCAAAGGAUCCAUCCGAGUCCCUUGCAGUUAUUGGUCGUUAUAUAAGCGAGAAUUUCAAUGGCGCUGCUCUGCAUCCCAUUGAUUUUAUAGACACCAGUAAUGGACAGCUAGUUGCUGAGGUGAUGGAUCCAAAUAUCACUACAAUUACUCCGGUGAACAAGCUGCAUCCCCGGGAUGAUGUCCUGGCUUCUGGUAGUUCAAGGUCUCUAUUCAUCUGGAGGCCGAAUUGGACUUCCGAAGCUGAAGAACAGAAGGAUGAGAGGAGGAUUGUCAUUUGUGGGAACGCCGAGAAAACACGCAAGAAGGGAUUCGGAGACGACAGUGAUGAUGAUGACAUGGAUGGUGGGUUCAAAUCUAAGGGCAAGAAGACCAAGAGCCUAAAGCUCGAAGUCCGUGAAUCAAAAUCUGCCCUCGUAAUAGCAAAGGCAAACGGUGAAACUUGAUAAACUUCACAUUAACGUAGCAGACCAUAGUAAAACGGUGUAGAUUCUACUAAUGGCCUGGAGAAAUUUUGGGUCCUGGAUGUAUAGAUGGGCAAGCCUUGUGCGGAUAACAGAAAGGUUUAGCUUUUUGCAUUGAUUUUGAGCCUCUUUGUCUUGGAUGGAAGUGGCGGCCCUAUGUGGAUAUCCUGUAAAAUUGAUAUAGUUAGAGGUCAUUUAAGCCUU
This is a messenger RNA of Linum tenue, 2419 nucleotides long. The record is from the annotation of a GenBank genome assembly. Lineage: Eukaryota; Viridiplantae; Streptophyta; Magnoliopsida; Malpighiales; Linaceae.